Messenger RNA from Entamoeba histolytica HM-1:IMSS, 954 nucleotides. RefSeq lists its product as uncharacterized. The transcript has a single exon. The record is from RefSeq and is a predicted model, not a curated record. Bases 1 to 954 code for a protein of 317 amino acids. Lineage: Eukaryota; Evosea; Mastigamoebida; Endamoebidae.
AUGAACAAAUAUUACAUCGAUGAACAAUGCAAUGCUAAUGACCUUAUUCCAGAAAUUAAUAGAGUAUUACUAGAAUCAUUCAAAGCAGUAAUCCUGAUGCUUCAUAAAGAAAAUAUAGAUGAUCCUUUUGUAAAAUUUCUGUUUCCUCAUAACAAGCCAGUUAUACGUCAUGACACAAAACAUGUAAUGAGCGAGGGCAAACAACCAAAUGAUAGAACUACAAAUGAAAGUAUUAACAAUCACCUUAAAGAAGAACCUCCAGAAAAAAAGAAUGAACUGUCAAUAAAAGAUGAUGGCAAAGAUUUUUUUGAUGAACUAGAUAAUAGAAAAGAAGACAAUGAAGUAGAAGAAGACAAUGAAGUAGAAGAUGAUGAUGAAGUAGAAGAAGAUGAUGAAUCAACAAAAGAAGAUGAUGAAGUAGUAAAAGAUAUUUUUGAUGAAAAUACAAUGAAAAAUUCACAUAAACUAGGAGAUGUAUUUUAUCAGUAUGAAUUAGACAAUCAUAAAAAUGACAUUUUAAAAUUUAAUGAUUCUUCUGUCAACAACUUUAAUAAAAACAAUUCUCUUGCUGUUUUCAUCCACAUAAAAGAUAGCAACAGUGUUUAUGGUGGAAUUAUUCAUAAUGACAAGUCAGUACUAUUUUGUAAAGAAAAGAAUAAAAAGACUCUCCAAAUUAAAUCAAAGGGAAAGAUAAUAAAAGGAUUUAUUAAGGCAUUUAGUAAUAAUUCUAAUCCUGACACAGAUAUACUCUUUAAAUUUAAUGAGGCGUUUGCAGUUGCUAAAACUAAAGGGUCAGAUGAAUUACAUCUUCAUUUUGAAAAGAGCAGUGAUUGUUAUGAAGGUUAUUCAAAUUUCAUAAUACUUGAAGACCAAAACACAAUUCAAAGAAUCACAGCAUAUAACUUAGACUUUUUUAUUUAUCCUUUCAUUUACUAUCAAAGAAUAAAAAAAUAA